UACCCUUUGAGCAUAAGGCUAAGCUGGGUUAUAUUAGAUCUUGUCUUUCUAUGCGUUCUCUUUGAACUUUUAUAGAACUAGUAACAAGUUAUAAAGGAUAUGCUCUUCUUUUGAAAAAAAGAUUAAAAAAACCUUGCUUUGGUAUCAAACUUCAAGUGUUAUCACACUGCAAUAUGACACUUGAUUAUUUGUUAAUUUGUUUUCACAACUAUUGUUUAUCAAAGUUUGCCUACACAUGAUCUGUACUAUUUUAGAAAGCCAGCAAAAAAUUUGAAACUUUUUAUAUGAUCAACAAAUAUUAAAUUUGGGGCAAAAUGAUAAUUUUGUCCUCUUUUAAAAAGCUGCGACUUUAUUAACAAUCAUUUUUCCCGCUAACGUAGGAGGAUGUAGUUGGUUACAAGUUAAUACUUACAACUACUAUAUACCUUUCCACUACUUGUCAAAUUUCUAUGAUUUUUAAUUUGAACUACUGAAGAAUAGUGAAACAAUAUGGUAUAGGAAGUGUUUGUAUAGCAACAUGCCUCAUUGUAGUAUCCUAAUAUGAAUAUAAACUCUAAUAUCUGGUAACAUUUCUUGUAGUAUUCGAGUGCACUGGGUCUAGUUUCUUAAAUAAGUGAAUACAAUGUCACAUAGCUUGUAGCAUUCGAGUGUAUUGCACUUUGUUUUCUCAAAUAAGAUGAUAUAAGCUCAUCAAUAUUAUUAACUAUAUGGUGUAUAAUAAUAGCAUCCAGGAUUGUGCGCAUUGUAAUAGUGUUAUCUUACUUCUACGAUGCUUUACACAUUUUUGAAAGGGGCUAAAUUGAUUCAACUACUUAAAAAAUGUAUUAUCAUUUUGGGCUGAUCCUCAAAUAGUGUGCUACAAAUGACAAUUUUACGUAUAACAUUGGUAUAUGUCUGGUUGAUAAAUAAAAAAAAAAAGGCAGCUCUUAUGUCUGGUAAAACAGGGGCUUUUUUUUUAGUAUUAUAAUUUCCAAAUACUAAAAUCUAAUAGAUUUUUGAAUUUUUAAUGAUGGCUUACUAAAAUAAUCUUUAACAUGUUAUACAUGUCAAACACCUUUUCUGAUUAUCAACUAGGCAUGUGGUUUAAAGUAUAUUCCACAAGGAAUAGCAAAUAGAAAGUAUAAAACCCUCCAUCCAUCUAUCAUGUCCUUCCCUUAUGUAAAUCACAAGGCACUAGGUAGCUUCCUUCAAAAACGUACAAAAAUUUCUAAAGAACAAUUAAAAAGGAUCUUGUUGUGGGAUAAGAGAAGCAGCAUAUGAUGCUUCUAGAUUUAGCAACAAAAUACGGUAGGGACGAUCAACAAAAGCUAAACAAACACACACACAAAAACAAAAACAAACAUAUGGUAGGAUUUCUAGUGUAGAAAAGUAUUGACUAAGUGUCAAGGACUUACUGAAGAGUGGCAAAACAAAUCAGUAGUGGUUGAGAAAAAGGGGGUUGUCUGGAUGUGAAACAAAGCAACCUGUAGAGAGAGGAAGGUUGUGGAGAGCCUUGAGGUAUCUGAUAAAAUGCAAAGCCACUAGGAGAGAAAGGAUAUUCCAAAAGGUAACUGUAGUACAUCCUUGUAUAUAUAGAGGGUUGAUCAUGUGACCUGUAACUAGCAUUUUAGAUAUUCCAUAAUUCUAUUAGAAUAUGUGAGAGCCACUGAGUUUGAGUAUUAAAAAAAAGUCAAUGAGUUUGAGAAGCUGUGUAUUCAAAUACUUCCCAUUGAUAACAGGUCUCAGACUUGCAACUGAAAGCUUCCAUACAUUACAACAUUCUUCUCCGUGUAGCGCAUUCUAUUGCUGAGGCCCAAUUAAUGGAUAAUGCAUCUUUUGUUCUCUUGGAUAAGACAUUUGAUGAGUUUGCUAGCCUUUGGAUGAAUAUGAAAGUUGAAGUAAAGACCAAAGAAGAUCAUGAAGCUCGACAAUUCAAGUUCAAGCCUUGUGCAUUUAAGAUAGAGAACAUAAUGGAAAUUGGCAUAUCAACUCUUGGUGGUUCAUUAGAAAAUGAGAUACUUUCAGACUGGCAGGAAUUGCUUUCUGAUGAAAAAGUUGCUGAAAAGCGUAUUGUUGAUGGAAUUGCUCAUGGUGUGAUCUCUUUGACCGGGAGAAUCAGUGACAUAAAUUUUAAGGCUGCGGAAUUUCCUACCUUGAGCAACACUACAGGGCUAGUAAGAUUGGUUUUGAGAAACUGCAACAUUUCUGGUGAAAUCUCGAAAUAUAUUUGGAAAAUGAUGAAUCUGCAAAUGUUGUGGAUUCUGUAGUUUACCUUGUUGACGCGUACGACAAAGAGAGAUUUGCAGAGGCCAAAAAGGAGCUGGAUGCCCUACAUAAAAAACAACAACAAUACUGAACAAUACUCAACCUUGUUAACACCGGAUGUUCUUUUUUUUUUUUGAAAUUGAUGCUAAUUAUGUUAAAUUUUUGUUGGAAUGAAUUAUUUUUUAUUUUUUGGGGUUUAGAAUAGGGUUUUGUGAAUUGUUCCUUGUUUUUGGAAUCAAUGUUGCUGCUGCUGAGUUAUGUGUUGAAACUUGGAUAUAGAAAAUUUUAUAAUAAGACCUGUUUUGAUAAUGAAUUCGUCCUAUUUUGAUUAUGAA
This is a messenger RNA of Camellia sinensis, 2579 nucleotides long. The record is from RefSeq and is a predicted model, not a curated record. Lineage: Eukaryota; Viridiplantae; Streptophyta; Magnoliopsida; Ericales; Theaceae.